UCGAAAGUCGGCCUAGGAUGUCACUGUUUUUGCGGACCUCUGUAUGGUCCCUCACUCGCUUGGGGUUUCUUUGCAGGAGUAGAAAGCUCGUUCCCCGGUCUACCAAGGCAGCGUAUCAUUCAAACUGCAUUAGUGUUUUGCGCAAAAACGUACCGUUUACCAGUGUAAUAAAUCCAUUUACUGCUCCCGGAUCCGGCCCCGGCAUUGCUUCUAGAGUCAGCUUCGGUUUUGACGUUCAGGUGUCCAGAAGAAUCAACAUGUCGUCUACCUCGAUGUCUCAGAGAAUGAUUUGGGUGGACCUGGAGAUGACAGGUCUCGACAUUGAGAAGGACCAGAUCAUUGAAAUGGCAUGCAUUAUCACAGACUCUGACCUCAACAUUUUGGCUCAGGGACCCAACUUGAUAAUUAACCAGCCAGAUGAGUUGCUGGAAGGGAUGUCGGAGUGGUGUAAGGAGCAUCAUGGAAAGUCAGGACUGACUCAGGCUGUACGGGACAGUAAAAUCACCCUGGAACAAGCAGAAUAUGAGUUCCUGUCCUUCGUCAGACAGCACACCCCGCCUGGACAGUGUCCCCUUGCUGGGAACUCUGUGCAUGCCGACAAGAGGUUCUUGGACAAGCACAUGCCACAGUUUAUGUACCACCUUCAUUAUAGAAUCAUUGACGUCAGCACCAUCAAGGAGAUUUGCAGACGGUGGUUUCCAGAAGAAUACAAGAUGGUGCCUCACAAGAAAGCCAGCCACAGAGCCUUGGAUGAUAUAUGGGAGAGCAUUAAAGAGCUGCAGUACUACAGAGCCAAUGUCUUCAAAGCAUCAACACAGGAGAAGAAGCGCAAGAUUGUAGAAAAUGGAGGCAGCAACAAAAGUCAACUCACAUGAAUAAGACUAUGCAGGUGUCAAUGUUGUGCUGCUGUAUUUCCUGAAGAAAGCAGAUUCAUCAUUCAGUGUGAUUUAAGUGACUGUUUUCAUUGAUUUCAGUUUCUGUUCAUAUGUAGCUGCCCAAUGAUCAUUUGUUCUAGUAUUGUUCAAAAGUUAAAAUCAGAGGUUUCAUCAAAAAUAGCAAGAUUCUAGUAACAGUUUAUUUAAAAGAAAUUUUUUUGUAACAUGAAAAUGUACUUUGUUAGUUGCAGUUUUGUAUUAUUUCUUUAGUCUCGAGUUACUUUAAUUUUCCCUUGUUUUUAAAAUGAAACCAAAUAAACUCUGGUUCCUGGGAAAACUGUCCAGAUACCGUGACACUUCUAUCUGCCAAACACAUACUGAAUGCAACAGUGUGUGGCGUAUGUAGUAAAUUACACACAAAUAUUAAGUAUGUGUGCUAAAUAUAUUGUGUGUAGAGUGUUGUGUUGAUGGAUGCUACUGUCCCACAGUGCAAUGCAAUGAAAUGUGUUGUUUAACUCCGCAAGUUCUGAACAGUAGCCUUUUAAAGCUCAAGUGCAAUUGCCAUCUGUAAACAUGUAUCAAAUACAGAAAUAAUUUUUAAUCACUGUUAUUACAAAAUGGUACAACACAAUACUUUCUUUACCUACAAACUGCCAGAACAGUAUAUCAGUGAUGGGUAGUGUGUUUGGGACACAGCAUUAGAGCCAUAGGAAAAACACUAGAUGGCAGUGUGCAACUUGGAAUAUUAUGAAGUACACCACAGUGUGUUGCCCUGUUUGAUAGUGAGGUAGACAUGAAAAAUGACUAGAAAAUGGAGAAUGUAAUGGAUUUAGACAGAUGAAAAUGUGUUAUUAACAAUUCAAAUAAUACAAUGAUACAGAACUAUGACUCAAGUU
This is a messenger RNA of Seriola dumerili (greater amberjack), 1771 nucleotides long. RefSeq names its product RNA exonuclease 2 (gene rexo2). Gene Ontology annotation, molecular function: nucleic acid binding; 3'-5'-RNA exonuclease activity. Gene Ontology annotation, cellular component: mitochondrion. NCBI's taxonomy places the organism in Eukaryota, Metazoa, Chordata, Actinopteri, Carangiformes, Carangidae. The coding region runs from base 18 to 875 and encodes 285 amino acids. The transcript is spliced from 7 exons. The record is from RefSeq and is a predicted model, not a curated record.